Messenger RNA from Galeopterus variegatus (Sunda flying lemur), 1799 nucleotides. RefSeq lists its product as uncharacterized. Lineage: Eukaryota; Metazoa; Chordata; Mammalia; Dermoptera; Cynocephalidae. The record is from RefSeq and is a predicted model, not a curated record. The transcript is spliced from 7 exons. Bases 1 to 1149 code for a protein of 382 amino acids.
AUGUUCUUUCGCUGGCUCGGCCUGUUUACUCGCGGGCGCGUGGGAAGCUCUUUUGUGCCCCUGGCACAGCGCUCGGGCACACGCGGGGCGUUCACACAGAUGUCCCAACAAUAUCAACCACCUGCCAAGGAGCGAGCCGGGAAGUCGCGACAGGGCCGAGCCCCAGACCCCUGCCCAGACAUUUGCCCAGGGCCGCCUGCGAAGGCCAGGCCUCAGGCUUCCGGGCCGGCUCGCCCGCGGCCCCCGCGGCCUCGUGGGAGGAGGAGACCGCUCUCCCGCCUGCGUGCUGUCGGGGAGUCAGCCAUCGGCCGCAACUCGUUCUCAGGGACGUGGGACACGGCCUCUAGGCAGGAGCCAAGGCCGGACGGGUCCCGAGACGACGCCCUGAGCACACACAAGCGACCCCAGCCCCGAGGGCCGCGUCCCGUGCUCAAAGAGGGAGCCAGCCCGCCCCUGCGGCCCGGGCCGCCAGCUUCAGCAGACACCUGCCCGAAGCCCUUCCUCGGGCCGCCUGUGCCCCGCGUCUGCUGGCCGCCCCUGCCGGGAGGGUGGGUGACCCGUCUCCGGGUGGGUCCCCCAGUGGGUGGCCGUGACGCUGCUUGGCAGCCUGGAGGCGUGUCGGAGACCAGCAGCAGUAACUACAAGCUGAACUAUGAGUUGUACAGAGAAGAUGUCCCCUAUAGGGCUUAUGAAUGCCAGAAGAUCCCCCCGCUCAUCAACCACGUGCCUGUCAAGAUCCGGAGGACCCAUAUGGGCUUAGGGGUCAGGAGCAGCUUCAGCCCCCACAAGGCCUCCAGGAAUAGCCACCUGUCCCCUGGGGAGAUAAAGCUUGGGACUGGGGUGCUGCACUCCAUCAGGGGAGAACUGAGCCAGAUCAAAGCCCAAGUGGACAGCCUAUUGGCGAGUUUGGAGCGCAUGGACCAGCAGAGGGACCAGCCUGCAGGGACAAAGGACAGUGAAGAGAACAGGGGCCCUGGUAGUGAGGGCUGCUCAUGCAGACUCACUGAGGCCCAGCAGGAGCACAGGAACCAAGAGAGCACAGAGCCCAGGGGCCAGUGCGCCCACGUGGAGGCAGACAGCUCCCAGGGGAGCACGGACGCAGAGCAUGCAGUAAAGAAUCACACAUCAGAACCGGCAGGCAGCCAGUAGGAGGCGGGAGUUCUUCUUGGGUGUCUCCCUCCCUUGCCUUGCUGUUUUGGAGGCCUCCCACUGCCACCCCUGCUGAGGCCCCUGUUGUGGAGCAGUUGGAAAGCCUCCCCAUCAUGGUAGGUUUAAGCCUUGGAGGUUGUGUUCCAGAUGGGCUGGCAGCAUGGGGAGGGAGGCCAGAGACUGCCCAGCACCAGCUCAUCAUCGUCAUGAAGCUGAGGCCCAGCUUUGCAAGGGGUAGUUGACAGCACCAGCCAAGAGCCCGAGGAGCACCAUCAACCCUCUUUGCACAGACACUGCUUUAACUGCUCCUCUCAACCUCCGAAGAUGCCACCAGUCCUGCCUGAGUAUGGGUCACCUGUGCAACAACCAGCCCAGCUUUCUCCAGCCACAGCAGUACAUAACACAGUGUUCCUAUUCUCCCUCCCAGUCUGAAACUGAGCUGUAAGGUCCCCAGUGUGUGCCCCACAUGACCCCUUUUAGUUCCAGACUCUCCAUCCAUCCUACAAAGCCAUCCUUUAGAGAAUAGGGCUAUCAUUUUUAUGUCCCAUUUUAAUUUCAUCUCUUGCUGGUAUAAUACUGUUAUUUCAGAUCUGCUCCCGAAAAAUCUGUCAUGUCAGAAGGGAGAAAUAAAAUUUGUAUUCCUUCCUGGU